UCGUCGUGGAUAGCACUAUAUCCACCAUACUCUGCAGCGUAAUUCGUAGCUGUCUCACAUCGACUAUCCAACUUCAUUGUAACCCCAAUUCACCCAAACGAACUUUGUUCAAUCAUUAUGCCAGGCACUCUUGUCGCGCGCAACACCACCGGCAAGGUGGGCAUGUGGAAUGGCACUCGCGACGGGGAAAACGCCUACAUCGACCACGCCAACGGCUCGACCAACAUCAAACCUCCGAAAGAAAUCGAUAUCACCGUGACGGACCUCCGCUCAGUGUCGCCGCAGCCCACCCACGCCAGCAAAGGCUACCAGGUUGUCCGCCACACCACCUCCAUCCGCCCAGAGCAGUUCCUCGCCGCCGCCGACACCGAGGAAGGCAAAUUCACGAUUGAAGCGCAGUACUACCCAGAAGUCCAGAAACUCGUCACCGAGGUCACCGGCGCCGCAACAGUGAUCCCGUUCGGGUUCCGCGUGCGCCAGCAGAACCUGAAUGCAAAGAACGUCUUCGCCGCCAAGUCCAAGGGGAGCUCUCUGGCUGUGGCGCACGUCGACCGCGACCUGGACAACGGGUUCUUGCGGCUGCAGAACGUCGUCGGUGCUGAGGAGGCCGAGCGCCUCGUGCGCACCCACCGGCGCUGGGCCUCCGUCAAUGUGUGGCGGUCCAUCGACCAGGCCGUCAAGCAGUGGCCGCUGCUACUGAUUAACCACGAGAAGAUCGAGGACUGGCAUUAUGACACACACAUGGAACGCUUGUACACCAUCAAUGACCCCUCCGAGGCGGAGACCGGGGGCAAGGACCACGACACGGUGCUGAAGUUCGAUCCGCGCUACGAGUACUACUUUGCCAGUGACCUGGACGUCGAUGAGGCGUUGGUGUUCAGCUCUUUCGAUACCGAUGUGACCAAGGUCGUGCCGCAUGGAGCGUUCUGGGAUAAUGACACUCCGGAAGAUGCGCCGACGAGGCGGUCCAUCGAGGCGAGGUCGUUUGUCUUUUGGGAUCCGAUUGAGGCGUGACCGUUUUAUGUACUUAGCUAUUCUUGAUUCCCUGUUCCAAAUGUGAUCGACUGGUUUUACUUUUGGCUUUGGUUGGAAACAUCUUGU
This is a messenger RNA of Aspergillus uvarum CBS 121591, 1101 nucleotides long. RefSeq lists its product as uncharacterized. The transcript has a single exon. The record is from RefSeq and is a predicted model, not a curated record. The coding region runs from base 118 to 1014 and encodes 298 amino acids. Gene Ontology annotation, molecular function: oxidoreductase activity. NCBI's taxonomy places the organism in Eukaryota, Fungi, Ascomycota, Eurotiomycetes, Eurotiales, Aspergillaceae.